AUGAGAACAGCACUUCUAGCGCUCGCUGCCAUUGGCGCUCAAGCCUGUCAGCGUGAACGUGCAUUCUUCCAUCACCCGCAUAAGCAUGUCAAGAGGCAAUCCGUCUUCCCUCCAGCCUUGACGCCCAAUGAGGAGAUCUUGCUGAACUCGUUCGAUUCCGUCUCGAUAUCGGAAUGGUCGUACUACUAUACUCAUGGCCAGCAUUUGGCCGGUCAGAACGAGUCAAUGGCACAGUGGACAGCUGACAAAUGGUCUGAAUAUGGCUUCACAUCAAGGCUCGACGAAUACUAUGUCUUCCUCAACUAUCCUGUAUCGAACUCGCUACAGCUUACCUAUUCCAACGGUAGUACUUACACCCCGACCCUCAUGGAAGAUGUACUGGAAGAGGACGAGACCACCAGCUAUCCCAACAGUGUCCCCGUCUUCCAUGGCUACAGCUUCACAGGCAACGCAUCUGCAGAAUACGUUUACGUCGGAAGAGGCCAGCAGGUCGACUUUGACCGCCUCGAAGCUCUUGGUGUCGAACUUGAGGGCAAGAUCGCUCUAGCAAAGUACGGUGGACCAUUCCGUGGGCUGAAAGUCAAGAAUGCACAAGAUCACGGCAUGAUCGGUGCUGUGAUCUUCACCGAUCCUGGUGAUGACGGCAAUAUGACUGAAGCGAAGGGAGUGGCUCCAUACCCCUACGGCGGAGCGAGGAACCCUUCAACCGUUCAACGCGGAUCUGUCCAGUUCUUGUCUACGUAUCCCGGCGACCCAACUACUCCAGGUUACGUCUCCAAGCCAGACUCCCCACGCGCAGAUCGCACCGACAUCACCCCGCAAAUUCCAUCACUGCCUAUCUCCUGGAUCGAGGCUCAACCGCUUCUCCAAGCCCUCAACGGCUUUGGAACCAACGGCACCGAGGUCAACAGGACGCGGUGGGUUGGUGCUAUCCCCGGCGUAGACUACUUCACUGGCGAGGGAUCCGGCGCAUCGCUUUCAUUGAGCAAUGUAAUGAACGACACCUACGGUACCAUCUGGAACGCAGUCGGCAUCAUCAACGGUACGAACGAAGACGAGGUCGUCAUUGUGGGCAACCAUCGUGACGCUUGGAUUGUUGGCGGUGCCGCCGACCCCAAUUCCGGAUCCGCUGUACUUAUCGAGCUGGCCAAGGCUUUCGGCGCUCUUGCCGAGACAGGCUGGAAACCAAUGCGAACCAUUGUACUCUGCAGCUGGGACGCCGAAGAGUAUGGUCUUGUUGGAAGUACUGAGUGGAUGGAGGAGUACAUCCCUUGGCUGAAGAACGCCGCCGUGUCCUACCUCAACAUCGACGUCGCUGUCAGUGGACCAAUCCCAGACGUUUCAGCAACCCCAGACUUACACGCCAUCGCCACCGGCCUGAUGAAGAAGGUCGUGUACCCCUACCGCAACGACACCGGUCUCACCAUGUACGAUGUCUGGUCGCACGAAAGCGGUGAAGUCGGUGUACUCGGCAGUGGUAGUGACUAUACCGCUUUCCUCCACCGUGGUAUCGCAUCCAUCGAUAUGGGUGCUGGCGGAGGUCCAAACGAUCCCGUUUACCCUUACCACAGCAACUACGACUCCUACCACUGGAUGGCCACGUUUGGAGACCCUGGCUUCGUCACCCACAAGGCGAUGGGCCAGUUCCUCACUCUCCUCUUGUACCACAUGGUAUCCGACCCCGUCCUGCCCCUUGAGCCAGCAGAUUACGUCUCAGAGCUCAACACUUACCUUGAAGCUCUCGAGACGGAUAUCAGCAGCAGCAACUUCACCGUUGACCUUACAAACCUCACUGCCGCUAUCACCCAAUUCGAAACCUCCGCCCAGGAGUUUGUCGAUCUAAGAGAUCAAGCUGUUGCUGCGAAUGACACGGAGCUCAUCACUGUGCAGAACCACAAGGCGAGGGACUUCUCCCGGGGCUUCACUUCGCAGGGUGGACUGCCCACCAGAGAGUUCUAUCAGCAUACUAUCUUCGCUCCUGGGCGCGAUACAGGAUACGCGCCUGUAACGUUCCCGGGUAUCACGGAAAGCAUCACGUUUGAUCAGGAUGCGGACUUGGCGCAGGAGUGGGUGCAGAAGACUAGUGAUGCGAUUUUGGUGGCUGCUAGUAUCCUGAAGACCUAG
This is a messenger RNA of Alternaria ethzedia, 2124 nucleotides long. RefSeq lists its product as uncharacterized. The coding region runs from base 1 to 2124 and encodes 707 amino acids. Gene Ontology annotation, molecular function: carboxypeptidase activity. The record is from RefSeq and is a predicted model, not a curated record. The transcript has 7 exons. NCBI's taxonomy places the organism in Eukaryota, Fungi, Ascomycota, Dothideomycetes, Pleosporales, Pleosporaceae.